This is a messenger RNA of Pocillopora verrucosa, 1364 nucleotides long. RefSeq names its product probable ATP-dependent RNA helicase DDX49. Gene Ontology annotation, molecular function: ATP binding; nucleic acid binding. The record is from RefSeq and is a predicted model, not a curated record. Lineage: Eukaryota; Metazoa; Cnidaria; Anthozoa; Scleractinia; Pocilloporidae.
AUGUAUCCCAGCGGGUUAUUACACAACAAAAUGGCCGACGAUGAUGACAAGGAUCCCACGUGCACGUUUUCUAGUCUAGGCUUAAAUAGCUGGCUCGACAAACAGUGCAACGCUGUUGGAAUAAAAAGCCCGACAGAGAUUCAACAAAAGUGUAUUCCACCAAUCUUGUCCGGACGAGAUUGCAUUGGCUGUGCUAAAACUGGUAGUGGAAAAACGGCUGCGUUUGCUUUGCCCAUACUUCAAAAACUCUGCGAAGAUCCUUAUGGAAUAUUUGCUGUUAUUCUCACGCCCACCAGAGAACUGGCAUAUCAAAUCUGCGACCAAUUCAGAGCCCUUGGAAAACCCAUUGGCCUUAAGGAGGCUGUAAUUAUUGGUGGCCUGGACAUGAUGAAACAAUCAUUGAUACUUGCCGAGAAACCUCAUGUUGUCAUAGCGACUCCUGGGAGACUGGCUGAUCAUCUUAAGAGUACAGAUACCUUUGACCUGAAGAAAAUCAAAUUUUUAGUUUUGGAUGAAGCUGACAGACUCCUAGAUCCUUCAUUUAGUGAUGAUCUUCAGGUGAUUUUUGACAAUGUUCCAACAGAAAGACAGACAUUACUUUUCAGUGCCACUCUUACAGAUACUCUUCAAGAACUGAGGGAGAUGUCAAGCAAUGAUCCAUUUUACCAUGAAGUGAAGUCUGACAUAAAAACAGUCACUGAACUUGAUCAGAGAUACAUUCUUGCUCCAGCCAGUGUGCGAGACUCCUAUCUCAUUCACGUUUUGCGAGAGCGUGGAGAAAAUAAAUCAGUAAUCAUCUUCACGCAUACGUGUAAGAAUUGCCAAACGCUAGCAAACAUGCUCUGGAAGUGUGAGCUGCCUUGUGUGGCUCUCCAUUCAUUGAAAUCGCAAGGGGAACGGCUUGCAGGCUUGGCCACGUUCAAGUCAGGUAUAGUCAAGAUUCUUGUAGCUACUGAUGUAGCAAGUCGCGGGUUGGACAUUCCUCAAGUAGAACUUGUGAUUAAUAGUAAUGUGCCGGCGUCUCCAAAGGACUACAUACACCGCGUGGGACGAACAGCAAGAGCUGGGCGUGGUGGAAUGGCGAUAACACUCGUAACGCAGUAUGAUGUGGAUAGGGUGAAACAGAUCGAAGCUACCAUCAAUACCAAGCUUGUCGAGUUUGAAACUAAUGAAAAUGAUGUUCUGCCAUUGUUGAAGGCUGUGAUGGUGGCUCGAAGGGAGGCGGAAUUGAAAGUUAGAGGUAGUGCUGUGUUAGAAAAGAGAUUGAUAAAUAAGAGAAAGAAACUGAUUCAGGAAGGGAAAGAUCCUGAUAUGAAGGUAUCAAGAAGGAAACGAAGAAAAUACAAAAAGGAGAGGAACUAACA